AUAAGUAGAUAAUUAUUUACUAUUUACCAUAAUAAUAUCAAAAAUUAUAUAUAACUCAGAACCAAAGAUCAACAGGAAAUGAAUGAAACAUACGUAUAAUUUAAAUUUAUUGGUAAUGCAAGGUUCCAAAUUGAAGGCCUCUUCUAUAUCUUCCCUUCAUUUCCACAAUGAAUCACUAGGAUGGAAUUAAAGGUUUGGGUUGAAGGGAUACAACGAAUAGUAUGUGGUGUUACUGAAGCGACAACCUGCCAAGAUGUGGUUUUUGCUCUAGCUCAUGCUACUGGUAAAUCUGGUAGAUUCAGUCUUAUAGAAAGAUGGAGAAAUAACGAAAGGCUUUUGGCGCCGUCAGAACAUCCUCUAAAGAUUUUGAACAAAUGGGGAGAAUAUUCGAAUGACGUGCAAUUUAUACUUCAAUGGAAUGAGAAAUCUACAACUAAGCUCAAAGGCUCCCAACAUAAUACAAGUACACCACAAGUUUUGAAUCUAAGUACCAGUUCUGAUGAUAGUAAAGAACGUUCAAAGCAAUAUUCUUUCAACUCGAGUCAUCACUCUAGUUCAGAUAACAUAGGUAUAGUUAAAGGUAUCCAACAAGUUAAACCGCCCAGCAUAGAUGUUAAAAAUACGUAUACCCCUUCACCUCAAAGUUCUCCCAGGAGAAGCAAUCAUUCUGAAUCAGAGAAGUCUGGUUCACCUAGUCAUCGAAUUGCUCCUCCUUACAAAGAUCCUCCAGCACCUCCCCCUUACAGAGAUCCUCCCCCACCUGCUUCUACUGUAAAUCUAGAGAAACAAAGAACGAACAUAUUACAGAAUUCUAGUAAAUCUUCGAAUAAAUAUAAAGAUGAUAGUUACAAGUUACAAGAAUCUGUGUUAUAUAAUGCUCAGUAUAGAGAACUGAUAACACUCAUCAAUUACCAGAGGGAGAGACUGACAAAUCAGCAAGCUGAUCUUACUAAGUAUGAUGCUGAAAUAGUAUUUUGGGAAUCAAAAGAAAGAGAAAAACAGCGGCAAUUAGAAUAUAUUGCUCAGGAACUCAUUGCGAUUACCAAUACUAGUAAAAUAAACCAAGAGCAAAUACAAGCUCUCAGCUCUCUAGAGGAAGAAAAUGAAAUAGUCAAGCAGCAAGAAAAAACAUUGAUGUCGGAAAUUACUUUGUUGAGGUCCAAAUUGGCGAAUUGUGAAACGGAACUUUUGCAAUGUAAAAAUAAAAUGAGACUGCUGAUGGAUGAGUAUCAGAUGGAACAGAGGAUGCAGAUGAGAAAAUCUGAAUCCAGGAAACAAUUUGAGAAAACUUUACUUGCUGAAAUGGAAAGACUCGAAAAAGACAUCGAUUUAGCCAAACAAAGUACAGAGUUACAUCACUUGACUGCUGAAACGUUGAAGAAAGAGGUAGCUGCUCUGGAAGCUGCAAUCGUUGAAAAAAAGCGGCAAGUCGAACAUUUAGUUGAUGAGAUGAAAGAAGCUAACCUUGAAAGUCUAAUCGCUGUUCCUUCUGAAGAUAUAAGACAAAUUGUUGAAGGACCAUCUAAGGCGGGUAGUACAAGGAAAAUGAUAGGAUCUCCAAGACAGCUGGAGAACGCAGUACCUACAAAUAAAAAUCCACAUGGUGUAUGGGUUUGAAAACCUGAUGUUAAUCUUACACAUAUCGCUCAAAAUUCAGAAAAAAUCUUUGGGAUCACGUUUUAGGAAAAGACGUUUUUAUAUUUUCAUUCACACAAAAUAUGAGCAUUCAGCAGUGAUUAUUUAGUUUUCAAGAACAAAUAUUCUCUUCAAUUGCUUCCUGCAUAUCACGCAUACCAAAAAAUAUUUUAUCGGGACACAAACAGCUAUAAAAAAAAUUUUAUCUAAAUAAUUUUGCACUCUUUAAAUUGAAAAAUUUGGUCUUUGAGAAAUAACUUCUAGUUAUUCUUCGCUAAACUCAAAUUCAAUAGAAGUGAUUAGAUCUAUUCCUACACAAAGCUCUGACGUAAUAAAAUCGUUCGUUGCCGGUUGCUGUUGGUUAACUUGGGGCAGGCAAAACGUUUCUAAGAACCAGUGUUUAUAAAAUUUUGUCUGCCCUACAGUAACUUAACGAAUUUGACAAUUCGUUAAAAAUCUAACCAUCACAUAGUUGUCAAUCGCAUUAUUGUUAACCAAGAGGAUAUAAAAAGGAGGAUCAAUUCAGUUCAGAGACUUUCGGGAGGGUGAUGACGUAUGGGGUGGUCAGAUAAAGCCUAAUUUUAUGAUAACUAAACCGAUGUGCGCUAGUGUGACGUAGGCUGUGGCAACACUCCUGUGUCUCCGAGUAAAUCCGAUCUCUUUUCUCGCCUCCUUUCAAUUUCCUCUUGUUUAUAAUAAUGGUUUUUGCCAUCAGUAUAUCUGCAAGUUGAUUUAAUGUAAAUUCACAAAAUUUAUUUUAUACUUCUUCAGUUAUCACAAUAUACAUUAGUUUGAUGUGAUAUUUGUCUACGUGAAUAAAUGAGUCAAAGAAAUAGGAUUUAACCUAUUCUUAUUAUUUUAAUUGUAUUAAAAUUGGAUAUAUAUUCAUAGAAUACCUAGAUAUAUAUAGAUGAUAUAUAACUGCAACAGUUUUAUGUAUAUUUAUUAUUUGUUGAAAUGACUCGACAAAAUAUAUUUUCUGUUUAAAAAAAUUGAAAUACUGUGCAAUACGUUAUCACAAUUCGGAGAACAUUUAGCGUUAAUCAAAUCAAAGAGUGUUUAUACAGGGAUUGAGUGUAAAUGCGGCCCCAUUUAAAACCUUUUUUGCCACUGCGUAAAAAAAAGUUUCGUACGAAAGUUUUAUGAUUUUAUAUCAAUUAAAAAAUAAAUUUAAUCUUACAGGGUGUUUCAGAAAGUCUGGCCAUGACUUUAAUUUUUUAUCGUAUAUUUUGAUUUUGCAUACAAUUCUGAAUAUCCUAUGUAUGAUGUUAAAAAAGUGGGUUCACACCCAGUAUAAACUUUUUUUUAGAGUGGCACAAAAGUAAAGUUGAGAGGCAUUUAUAAUCAAUCGUCCUGCAAAUGUGUUAGAGCCGUCACUAAAUUUCAGAAACUCCGAUAUUUUUAUUUUUAUGACCCACUUAUAGAAUAAUGAUUUUAAUAUAAUGUAUUUUGAUUUGAUUUCAAACAAAUAUAAGUCUGAAGUUUCAUUUAAAACUAUCACAGCAUAUAAGAAUAAGCCAUGUUAUUUGUAAGUAAGUUAUUGAUGUUAUUUAUUGUUAGGUGAUUGGAUUUUUAAAUUUCAAAAAUGUAUCAACUUUUGUCUGGAACACUAGUAUGGAGAAUUUUUUUCACACUGCCAUUGUUUGCUGCAUAUUCUUGAAAAAUAUAUUGAGAGUUUCAACGAGAAA
Molecule: messenger RNA, 3323 nt
Organism: Coccinella septempunctata (seven-spotted ladybird)
Lineage: Eukaryota; Metazoa; Arthropoda; Insecta; Coleoptera; Coccinellidae
Gene: RASSF8
Product: ras association domain-containing protein 8
Exons: 9
Coding region: 181-1617 (478 amino acids)
Biological process (GO): signal transduction
Source: RefSeq, a predicted model, not a curated record